UCUAUAUAGACUUACCAAACGUAACCAAAGCGCAUGCCUCAGCUAUAUCUAUAAAUACCUAAGCACAUAUGCUCUUCCUCUCAUGCCAGUCUUUUGAAGGACAAGAAGCGUACAUUAAAGCUUUUGCUAAUUGCACCAUUUCAACACUAAGUUGUUCUCUCACCUCCCAAAAUGUCUCACCAAAUUUCCAUGGCUACUACUCAAACCCAAAAUCCAGAUGCUAAUGUAUAUCGUCUCUUAGCAAAUUAUCGACCAAGCUUAUGGGGAGACCAUUUCCUCUCUUAUUCUAAUAAAUCCGAGGAAACCAUUGAUGACUUGGAGCAAGUUCAACGGUUGAAGGAAGAAGUGCAAAGAAUGUUGAUGGCUCCUAUCGAUAAUCUUCUAGAAAAGUUGGAGUUGAUUGAUGCAAUCCAACGCUUAGGAGUGUCUUACCAUUUUGAAGGUGAGAUUGAUGAAGUAUUACAACAAAUUCACAGGAAACAUCAUACGUGUGAUGUCCAAGAAAGUGAUGAUGCUCUUUACACCGUUGCACUUCAUUUUCGAUUACUUAGACAACAAGGUUAUAACAUUCUAAGUGUAGAUAUCUCCAACAAAUUCAAAGACAAUAUGGGAAACUUCAAGGAAUCACUUACUAACGAUGUGAAAGGAAUGUUAAGCUUUUAUGAAGCUACACAUAUGAGGGUGCAUGGAGAAGAUAUACUUGAUGAAGCACUUAAGUUUACUACCACUCACCUGGAAUCAAUGGCAAUUAAUUUGAGCCCUCCUCUCGCCACACAAGUAAGCCAUGCUUUAAAUCGACCUAUUCAAAAGUGCUUGCCAAGGGUAGAGGCUAGGCAGUACUUUUCUAUCUACCAAGAAAAUGCUUCACAUAAUGAAGUUCUACUAAACUUUGCAAAAUUGGAUUUUAACAUGUUGCAAAAACAACACCAGAAGGAACUUAGCCAUAUCUCAAGGUGGUGGAAAGAUAUAGAUGUUGCGACAAACCUAUCUUUUGCAUGAGAUAGGGUGGUGGAGUUAUACUUCUGGAUUUUGGGAGUGUACUUUGAACCCCAAUACUCUCUUGCUCGGAGGAUACUUACCAAAACAAUUUGCAUGGCAUCAAUCAUAGAUGACAUUUAUGAUGUAUAUGGCACACAUGAAGAACUCGAACUCUUCACAGACGCAAUUAAAGAGCAUCAUCAAUUUCUUGGACAUCACGCGUAUGAUGUUUCCUGUGACUUUGUUGUAAUACUUCAUCAAUCUCACCUUCAAAAUGGUAAGACACUCCUAAGCGUUGGAUUGCAUCAAUCAACUCCAACUUUUCUAGAAGAUUAUCGAUGGGAGCCAUCAACAUUCUUUGCACUUCUUCCUUCAACCGUUGAACUUGCUCCAAGUCAUCAAUGGUUUCCUAAAAUUGGAAAUCGAAAUAAAAAAUUAGCAUGUUACCACUGUUUAUAAGCAUCAUUUGUCAUUUAAAGAUGAUACGAACAUGACAUUUGAAUAUUGGCUAUGAAAUGAAUCACAAUUUAUAUUAGAAUAUUAAUUUUAUUAUGUAGCCUAACAUGUCAGGUGGAAGACAUAUAUACCUCGGAUUUAUUAGAAUAAGAGAGGAAAUUGUCUCCCCAUAAGCUUGGUCGAUAAUUUGCUAAGCGACGAUAUACAUUAGCAUCUGGAUUUUGGGUUUGAGUAGUAGCCAUGGAAAUUUGGUGAGACAUUUUGGGAGGUGAGAGAACAACUUAGUGUUGAAAUGGUGCAAUUAGCAAAAGCUUUAAUG
Molecule: messenger RNA, 1753 nt
Organism: Quercus lobata
Lineage: Eukaryota; Viridiplantae; Streptophyta; Magnoliopsida; Fagales; Fagaceae
Product: (-)-germacrene D synthase-like
Exons: 4
Coding region: 172-999 (275 amino acids)
Biological process (GO): terpenoid biosynthetic process
Molecular function (GO): terpene synthase activity
Source: RefSeq, a predicted model, not a curated record